Thrips palmi is the source of this 2503-nucleotide messenger RNA. RefSeq names its product acylamino-acid-releasing enzyme-like. The record is from RefSeq and is a predicted model, not a curated record. Lineage: Eukaryota; Metazoa; Arthropoda; Insecta; Thysanoptera; Thripidae. The transcript is spliced from 12 exons. Gene Ontology annotation, biological process: proteolysis. Gene Ontology annotation, molecular function: serine-type endopeptidase activity. Bases 168 to 2330 code for a protein of 720 amino acids.
UUACAGACCAAAGCUACGCCGGUAACCUGCUGUUUUGAUUUAGCAUGAGUGUCUAAAUCGUAAAUAGAAGGAUUUCCCGUUCACCUGAGAGAAAAAUUGACUCAAUUUGUUAAGGAGUGGCUCUGAGGAACCCUGCGAGGUGCCAGACAUCGUCUUAUCUCAGUGCCAUGAAGGCUGAUACUAUCGUGAAAAUUUUCAAGGCAGCAGCUCAACAGCCUGCUCCUGCCUCUGCUUGGAUUUUAAAGUCUGGAGCAGCCCCAGGGAAAAGUAUAACCCUUCUAUCAAAAUGGUCACAGCGAAAUUUGGAACGGGGAAAGAUGGUGAAGUUCCAGCAGACUCACAUUAUUGACCCUUCUACAUCCAAAGCCACUGACAUGCUACCAGUUGACGUUUCUACUGAGUCCUUAUCUCGAAUUUCUAAUUCUGAUGAGCAUCGUGCAAUCCUACGUGAGGUUCCUUCAAAUGGUUCAAAUGGAGCUAACAAGCAAUACCUGGAAAUAUGGAAACAUCAUCAGCUCUAUCAGAAUUAUGACCUUGGUGCAUUAGAUGUGCAUGGUGAUGUUUACACUGAUGAUGACUUCAGUGCGUUGGAAUGGUCUCCCUGUGAAACAAAGAUCCUUUACGUAGCAGAAUGCAAAGUCCCCAAGUCUGAACCAUUUUAUAAGCCGAAACCUCAGGAUUCUAAAGAGAGUAAAGAGAACGAACUUGAGAAAGCUCCUCAGAAGGGUGAAGAAUACACCUACAGAGCAGAGUGGGGCGAACUUCUAGUUGGCAAACAUCAAUCUGUUGUUGUCAUAUGUGAUUUGAAAACGGGGCUGUUGACCCGACUGGACAAAAUCCCAUCAUCAUACUCACCUGCUCAAGUACUGUGGACACCCGACGGCAAUGGCAUUGUAGGAGUUGCAUUUAAAAAUGAACCGAGACGUCUUGGUCUUGUAUACUGUACCAAUCGGGAGUCUAUUAUUUUUCACUUGUCACUUGACAAGGGAGAGUUCAGUAUUUUGUCAACUGCUGGUGAGGCUGUCCGUUCACCAAGGUUCAGUCCCAACGGUGAGUACUUGAUUUGGCUUCAGAGAAAAGCUGGAGGUCCACACCAUGCUGGCCAGCAACUUAUGUGUUGCUCAUGGAAGACUAAAAAGGUACUGCCUAUCAUAGGCUUGGUCAAUAGCCAAACCAGUAUUGCUAAUGGGAGACCAUUCUAUGGAAUAUAUGCAUCUCGACUGCCCAAACGUUGUUGGUCCAUGGAUUCUCAGAGAGUGCUCUUCAGUACACCUCAACUAUGUCGAGUAGCAAGUUAUGUUGUUGACAUAAGAAAUGGAGAUGUCACUGAACUGGUUUGGCCUUUUGAAGGAGCUACUGAAGGGUCGGGUACAAUUUUGGAUGUUCUACAAAAUACUGUUGUAAUGUCACGCGGUUCUCUUCGCGAACCUGCUGGUUUAGUCUUAGCUGAUUUGCCACCUUCAGGACAAGAGCACACUGUCAAAUGGAUGCAGGUUACAACGUGGAUGCCGCCCACUGAUCUGCAGAAGUGUCAUGUACAAUACAUGCCACUGGUUGCAAAAAACACUUCAGAUUCUGUUCGGGACUUCAAUGCCAUCUACAUAGGUCCUCAGGGUAAACCAAAUGGUUCAGUUCCGCUCAUAGUCUUUCCACAUGGAGGACCUCACUCAUGUUUCACUGAUGAGUACAGUUUAGGUGUUCGUCUCAUGGUUACAAUUGGAUAUGGAGUGCUUAUGGUAAAUUACCGUGGAUCAAUUGGAAGUGGUGACGACAGUGUAAACUUCUUGCCAAAGCGUGUAGGUGAUGCAGAUGUGAAAGAUGUUCAUCAAGCAGCACAAGCUGCACUGGAACAAUUCCCUUGUCUCAAUCCCAAGAAAUGUGUUCUCUUUGGAGGAUCUCAUGGUGGUUUCCUUGUUACUCAUCUCAGUGGGCAGUACCCUGAUAACUACUGUGCUGUUGUUGCUAGAAACCCUGUUGUAGACAUUGCAUGCAUGUCUGGCAUCUCAGAUAUUCCAGAUUGGUGCUACACAGAGGCUGGUCUUGUAUACAACCCCGCAUCUGUGGUGACAAAGGAUGAACUGGAUGCAAUGAGACGCUGCUCACCAAUCCAAUAUGCAUCCAACGUGAAAGCACCAACUCUGCUUAUGCUCGGCAAAAAAGAUUUGAGAGUGCCUUACAGCCAAGGCCUAUUGUAUUAUCACACUUUGCAUGCCAAUGGGGUCACAACCAAGGUCCAUGUUUAUGAAGAUGUUCAUGGUCUUGGGAAUGUGCCUGUUGAAAUGGACAGCAUCAUUAACUCACUCCUCUGGUUUGAGGAGCACAUUGGGUGAAGGUGGCUUGCCAGCAAUAGAGCUGGCAAAAAGAGAAAAUGUGUUACAUCAUCAUUCAUUGAAAUUGAUCCUUGGGACUAAAUUUUUAACCCCAUGAUUGUUGUGUGUUGUCAUAGUCUUUGAUUAAUGUGUGUGUAUUAAUGUUAAGAAAUAAAAUUAAUUUCAUACUUUCA